This is a messenger RNA of Thlaspi arvense, 1526 nucleotides long. The record is from the annotation of a GenBank genome assembly. NCBI's taxonomy places the organism in Eukaryota, Viridiplantae, Streptophyta, Magnoliopsida, Brassicales, Brassicaceae.
AUAAUAAUUUUGCUGAAAUAAUGGAACAUAUAGAGACCGACAACACAAAUUUUAAAAUUGAUUUAAAUGAUAUAAAAACAACAAAGACAGAUAAUGAAAAAUUUAUACCGAACAUUAGAGAGGAUAUUUCUGUUUGCACAUCGAGCCUUAUUAAUAUCUCAUUGUCUUUUUGGACCACUCUCACUCCGGCUCAAGCGAGUCGCAUCGCGAUCGGAAACGGCAGCUCCUCGUCGGCGAGGCCUUUAACGGAGAAAUCUACUCAUCUUCGAUACCCUUCAUCCGCUGAUCAAUCUCUGUCUCCGGUUAAGGUGACGAUUUAAGCCAUGGCUGAACAUUUGGCUUCAAUCUUUGGUACUGAAAAGGACAGAGUGAAUUGCCCUUUUUACUUCAAGAUCGGUGCUUGCCGUCACGGUGACCGGUGCUCACGGCUCCAUAACCGUCCCACCAUCUCACCGACGCUCCUCCUCUCGAACAUGUACCAGAGACCGGACAUGAUAACCCCCGGCGUUGACCCUCAGGGUCAGCCACUAGACCCGAGCAAGAUCCAAGAACACUUUGAGGAGUUUUACGAAGACAUUUUCGAAGAACUCGACAAAUUUGGUGAAGUGGAGAGUCUCAAUGUCUGUGACAACCUCGCUGAUCACAUGAUUGGCAAUGUCUAUGUCCUGUUUAAGGAAGAGGAUCAAGCAGCUGCUGCUUUGCAGGCUCUGCAAGGGAGAUACUACUCAGGCCGUCCGAUAAUCGCGGAUUUCUCUCCCGUGACGGAUUUCAGGGAAGCUACCUGCAGGCAGUACGAAGAAGAUAACUGUAACCGUGGUGGGUACUGUAAUUUUAUGCACGUGAAGCAGAUUUCGAGGGAGCUUAGGAGGAAAUUGUUUGGGAGGUAUCGGAGGUCUUACCGCAGGGGAAGCAGAAGCAGAAGUAGGAGCAGGAGUAUAAGCCCUCGGCGCAAGAGAGAGCGGGAGAGAGGAGAGCAUAGGGACCGUGACCGACAUGGGAAUGGGAAACGAAGCAGUGAUAGGUCAGAGAGGCAUGACCGUGAUGGUGGUGGUGGAAGGAGGAGACAUGGAAGCCCGAGACGGAGCAGAAGCCCAGUUGUGAGAGAAGGAAGUGAGGAAAGGAGGGCGAGGAUUGAGCAAUGGAACCGAGAACGAGACGAGGGAGUUUAAGGUUUUUUCUCUUCAUGAUGGUUUAUUGCUUUAGUAACCGGUAAGACCUCAUAAUGGAUUAUUCAUUUGGUGUUCUGUUUUUGGAACUUGGAAAAUUUGAGUGGCAUGUGAGGCUUAUUAGAUGAUGUAAGGUGGAAUACUUUUUUCAUGUAGAUCCCGUUUAGAAAUUAGUUCGUGUGGAACAUUGUUGCGUUUAGCUUUUUACAAACUAUUUUGGUAAUGAUCCUUUGCUUGUUGUUCUUCAUGAUUGUCCCUUUAAAUGUCUCUUUGAAGUUUUUCGAAAUUCGGGAAACUAUUAGGUGUGGAAAUGUUUGACGAAUUUGUGUAAGACUGCAGUUUUAUCAGUUUGGAUGUUCA